GAUGACGUAUCCGCGAAGAUGGUGAAUCGAUCCUAAACGAUUCCUUGAAAAAUCGUAAUAACUUUUCCGAGUUUGUAUUUUCCACGAAAGCAUUGUGAAAUUACUCAUACAGCUUAGUCGUGCAGGAAUUGACAGAGACAUUACUACUGUUCUUUAUGGCUUUUUGACAGUUACUGUAAAAAUGUCUCGACAGGAUAUUUUACAUUUCUUAUGUUUAAUGUUUCUUGCGAACAGUUGUGUGGAUUAUAGUUCAUGUGCUUAUUAUAAACAGGAGGAAUAUUCUUUGGACUCCGAAAAAUUCUGUCACUUGCUUCGCAAAACAACGACUACAGAAAUUAAAGACUCGGCGAUAAUAGUAACAUCGAAACACAUGUUCAAUCCGUGGACCGAAGGUCGCAAAAAUAUUCAUUGUAAAUUCAUCAUUAAAACAGCUAAAGGAGAUGGCUUGUUUGGAGUCAUUCAGAAAAUGUCUUUUAGGCGAAAUGGAACACAGUGUUUAGACUAUGUACAGUUUAUGAGGAAAGAUCAUCACAAGACAGAAAAAUUUUGUGGCUUCCUUGAUCGCAGUAAAGUAAAAUAUUAUGUAGUUCCUGAACCUGAAAACAGUAUGUAUUCAUCGGAACCACCCCCAUCAGCAAGAACUUAUGCAGAAUUUGAUCCGAGUGGUUAUAAGUCAGGAGCUGAAUUAGAAACAGAAAUAUUUGUUUCGAAUGAAAAGUUACAAGAGGGAGAGAGUCUGAGUCUUAGUAUUGCUUACACACCUUUCAAAAAUUGUAGCAAGGUGGAUUUAAGAGAAUAUACACCAAUAUUUCGUGGUGGCUGUUUGUUAAAUGAAUAUUUCUGUGAUGGAAUUUAUAACUGUGUGCCAGGUGUUUGUUUACUUCGGGCAGAUGAAGAUAAUUGUCCAAAUAAUCCCAAUGAAAUUAUGAGCACAGGCACUGGCACAAAAGUCACAAUAGGUGCUGUAACUACAGUGAUCUUAUGUUUCAUCAUAUUUGUUAUGUGUCUGUGGAUUUGUAAGAGGUCACAGAAAUUAUACUGGUCUGUGGAUUAUGCUGAUCCAAAUGCAGCAAGGGUUCCUGGUCAAAAUGGAGCAACAUUACCGCACGAAGCCGAAAGAACUGCAAAUCCCACAGUUCCCACAGCACCUAUAUUAGAAGUUGCUGUACCUUCUUCCGUUAAUAACAAAGAUCUGCCACCUAGUUAUGAUUCAUUAUUUCCAGAACAAAGUAACCCCGUUAGAUCGUAAUUAUCAAGAUAAGUUACUGUAGUAACUUACAGAUAUUGACAGCACUUUAUCUAAUGUUUUAAUUAGAUAUUGCUGUACGCGAUGCAGUUUUCAGAUAUAUGGUAUGAGUGAGUGCCUUUCUGAAUGAACGAGAUAUAGUUAGACAGUCAAGAACUCAAAAAAGACAACUAAUUGUUUUUUACAUUCUUUUUUUCGUAUUUGAUAACGAUCUUUUGGAUAUCGUAUACAAUACUAUUUGUAAUACUAAACAUUUUUAUAUACUGCUUAAUCAUUUUUAAAGAUACAUACGAUUUGAUAAAAUUAUAUUAAAAUAUAAGUGAGAAUGAAGUCUCUUAUAUAUAAUAAGUAUAAAGCAACGCUUAAAAAUGAAAUUAAUUAACGAUUCAGUGUCAAAACUUUAUCAUAGGACAAUGUUUUGUUUAUAGUUUAUAAGCCUUUUUUUUUAAUAUUCAAAAAAUACAGUAUUUAAUGAGUUUAAUGUUUAUACGAGAUUGUUUUUAUUUUUUGUUAAUUGAUCGCGACUCUUUAGAAAAAGUAUUGCAAUUAGAGUAUCGUAUAGUACUGGUACUCUAUAUUGACAAGUCAAUGAUAUAUGUACAUAUAGCAUAUUUAUACCGAAUUUUAUAAGCGCAUAAGAUACAAUAUACAAUACUACGGAUAUGUGAAUAUUUGGAAAAUUUAUUUGUUACAAAUGUAUACAUGCUGAUACUAUAAACAAUACUUUUCUUGUAAUAAAAUUAUUAAAAAUUAUCAUAGUA
Molecule: messenger RNA, 2007 nt
Organism: Megachile rotundata (alfalfa leafcutting bee)
Lineage: Eukaryota; Metazoa; Arthropoda; Insecta; Hymenoptera; Megachilidae
Source: RefSeq, a predicted model, not a curated record